UCUGCAUUCCACACAAAAAUACAAUGGUCAUGGAGCACCUUUCACUGAAGAAAGAGUGCAUUGAUGUAAUACCUCAAAAUGAUGACCAAACUGACAUUUCAGAAAAGGAUGAGAAUACUAACAUCAUUUCACAAAGCAAUGAUAAAAGUAACAGUGUUCCCAUAAACAUUAAAAAUGAUCGUAAUGAAAAGGAUAGAUUGAUAGUUUCCAAAUUUGAGGAAGACAAUGACUGUAUAUCCAAAAAUGAUCGAAAUAAAAAGGAUGGAUGGAAUGUUUUCAAAUUUGAGGAAGACAAUGACUGUAUAUCCAAAAAUGAUCAAAAUGAAAAGGAUGGAUGGAAUGUUUCCAAAUUUGAGGAAGACAAUGACUGUAUAUCCAAAAAUGAUCAAAAUGAAAAGGAUGGAUGGAAUGUUUCCAAAUAUGAGGAAGACAAUGACUGUAUAUCCAAAAAUGAUCAAAAUGAAAAGGAUGUACGGAAUGUUUCCAAAUAUGAGGAAGACAAUGACUGUAUAUCCAAAAAUGAUCAAAAUGAAAAGGAUGGACGGAAUGUUUCCAAAUAUGAGGAAGACAAUGACUGUAUAUCCAAAAAUGAUCAAUAUGAAAAGGAUGGACGGAAUGUUUCCAAAAAUGAGGAAAACAAUGACUGUAUAUCCAAAAAUGAUCAAUAUGAAAAGGAUGGAUGGAAUGUUUCCAAAAAUGAGGAAGACAAUGACUGUAUAUCCAAAAAUGAUCAAUAUGAAAAGGAUGGAUGGAAUGUUUCCAAAUUUGAGGAAGACAAUGACUGUAUAUCCAAAAAUGAUCAAAAUGAAAAGGAUGGAUGGAAUGUUUCCAAAUAUGAGGAAGACAAUGACUGUAUUUCUAAAAAUGAUCAAAAGAAUUGUGAAGAUGGAUUGAGUUUUUCUCUAAAGGAUGGGGAUGGUGACUGCCACAUUUCUGAAAAUGAUCAAAAUAGUGACAAUAUUAAUGGAUAUGUUUCCCAAAGUAAUGAGGAAAAUGACAGUGCUUCAGGAAAUGAUAAGUGUGAUAAUGACCUUCUCAAAAGUAAUAAUCCAGGUAUCUCUGAAGGUAAACAAAUUGUUGUAUCACUCUGCCCAUUAGAGAUUCAAAACUGGAGGAGAUAUCACAGGAUAUCCUCAACAAGGAACGGCACUACCAUUGCCACGUUUUCGACUUUUUCGUGUCCUGUAUUUAAGUGCAAGAACACACAUAAUCCUAAGGAAAAAUGCCUGAAUUGUAAAACGCAUUUUACAAAUUCGAGGCUUCGAACGUGUACUAAAGGAGACAAGCACACACAGUCCAACAUGCUGUCCUAUAGAGGGGACAACAGGUUUAAAUGUGAACCUUACUCAAGCAAAUUUAAAACAUUUGAAUCUUUAAAGGCCCAUAAGCAACAAGUGAAACGUGGUAAACUUAAAUGUGAAAUAUGUUUUAAAGUGUUUGACAAGAAAUUUGAUUACACGGUUCACAUGCGUGUCCACACUGGGGACAAAUGGAACGAGAGAGAGAAACCAUUCAACUGUAAUAUUUGUUCAAAGGGAUUCAGUACAAAGUUUUAUCUUGUUUUACACAUGAAAUCUCACACUGGACAACAAAGUAGUUUUAAGUGUGACAUUUGUAUGAGAGAAUUCUGUACAAACUCGAGACUUCGCAACCAUAUGCGGAUCCACACGGGAGCAAGACCUUUUCAAUGUAAAAUAUGUUUUGCUGGAUUCGCACAAAAAUAUAAUCUUAACGAUCAUAUGAAUACCCACUUAAGGGAAAAGACAAUCAAAUGUGAAAUAUGCUUAAAAACAUUCACAACAAAAAGGCUUUUGAAACGUCACUUACUCACACACAGUGACGAAAGACCAUUCAAAUGUGACAUGUGCAGUAAAGCAUUUAAACUCAAUGCCAAACUCCAGCGUCACAAAAUGGUUCACACAGGAGAAAAACCGUUCAAAUGCCAAAUCUGUUCAAAACGUUACACUGUGAAAGCAUAUUUGAUAAAUCAUUUUAAGAUUCACACUGGAGAGACCAGAGAAUAUUUCAAAUGUGACACAUGUUCCAAGUCUUUUACUGAUAUAAGCAACUUGAGGUCGCAUAUCAGACUCCACAC
Owenia fusiformis is the source of this 2095-nucleotide messenger RNA. Lineage: Eukaryota; Metazoa; Annelida; Polychaeta; Sabellida; Oweniidae. The record is from the annotation of a GenBank genome assembly.